CCCAUCCACAAACGGAGCUCGCUUCGUCGUCUCUUCAUAGCUGCCCUUUCACUUCACCCUACUUACCUUUGAGCUCGCGUGCGUCCUCUCUAGGUUCUUCUUUGCUACCGUGCCCCCCCUCCCCUCCUUUCAACUUUACUGCCCUGCCCAGACCGGAUCUUCCACGCUGUUACCUUAUACUCCCUCACCUCCACACCCCUACAAAUAACACUCCCCACCGCACCUCUUCUACUCGGCCUCUCAUUCUUGUGCAGUCUCUCUCCACUUCCGGCUCCGUCAUCGCAGACAUGAACCAAUCCGUUAUCCGAUUGACUAGGGAGCUCAACGAGAUCAGAAAAUCCAACGAUCUAUCCAUUGCCGUGGCUUGUAGGGAGUCUGAUGUUCGCAAUGUCAAGGCUACUAUAUUAGGACCCCCCGAUACUCCUUAUGAAUUUGGUUUUUUUGAGUUUGCAUUGAAAUUCGGCAGAGACUACCCCACCAAGGCCCCGACUGUCACUGCACUCACCACCAACUCCGGAAGGUGCCGGUUUAAUCCAAAUAUAUAUGCCGUUGGCAAAGUUUGUCUAUCGAUUCUUGGUACUUGGAGGGGUGACCGUGGCGAAGAAUGGUCUUCUGCCCAGGGGUUGGAAUCAAUUUUGAUUUCGAUCCAGAGCCUCAUGUCUUCUAAUCCGUACGAAAACGAACCCGGAUUUGAGAACGCAAACCAGCCACACGAUAAGGAUAAUCAGAAAGCUUAUGUUCUCAAGAUCCGUCAUGAAACCCUCCGUGUUUCUAUUAUAUCUAGACUGGAAGACUAUUUGGGCAUCAACCCUGACGGAACCGUCCAACCACCACCAAUCAUUCCAGAGCAGGAUAUCUAUGAUGAUGACUCGAGCAUGAUGGAUUCGGAGGCCUCUGCGGUUUUUGAGCCUUUCAAAGAUCUUUGUAAACGCCGGUUCCUUUGGUAUUAUGAUACCUACCUCGCCUCCAUCAAGGUUGAGAGUGAAAAGGUCACCGAUGGUGCGCAAUUUACUAAGAUGCCAUUCGAGCAUGCUGGAAAUGCUAUGGAGGGAAAGUUUUUGUAUUCAGAGCUAGAAAGACGUCUUAAAUUCGUAAAGGAGAGAUUGGACCAUGAAACCGCUAGCUGGGCAGCCGAAGGCUUGAUACUGCAAGACAAAGAGAGCGGGGUUGCGGCCAACUUGCAACGUCAAUUCGAGCAGACUGUGGAGCACUAUAAGAAGCAAGAUUCCGUGACCAUAGACAUAGAGCUGGUGGAUGACAAUCCGUUUCUCUGGCGUGUGACUUACUUUGGAAGACCGAUGACCAACCUCGACGGAGGACUUUUUAACAUACACCUCGCUUUUAGUCCUCGCUUUCCGGAUGAGCAACCGAGGGCCAAAUUUGUGACUCCUCUGUACCACCACCAAAUAACUACUGAUGGUAUUCCAUGUUAUAUCCCCCAAAGAUAUGAUGAGGGUCGUCAUCACAUCGACGCCAUUAUCCAGCUCAUGGAGGAUGAGAGCCCCCCUUAUGAUCCCCGCACUCAGGUGAACCAGGAAGCGUCCAAGCUUUACUGGGGAUCUAAGGAGGACAAGAGGGAGUAUAACAAGAAGUUAAGAAGGUAUGUUUCAUCCGUCCAGAGAUCGAUGGAAGGCUAA
Messenger RNA from Tuber melanosporum (Perigord truffle), 1637 nucleotides. RefSeq lists its product as uncharacterized. Bases 288 to 1637 code for a protein of 449 amino acids. The record is from RefSeq and is a predicted model, not a curated record. The transcript has 11 exons. NCBI's taxonomy places the organism in Eukaryota, Fungi, Ascomycota, Pezizomycetes, Pezizales, Tuberaceae.